AGUGGAUUCUCGAAAAUUCGUCCAGCUGAGUAUAAUUCAAUCAUCAAAAGGACCAGUUCGAGCUCAAUUUAUGACUACAAUGUACGAUUAGGGGAAUUGAGUAGACGAGGAAAUGUUAAAGGAGCGCGAAAAUUCUUCGAUGAAAUGCCUGAACGGGACAAGGUGUCGUAUGCUUCGAUGAUAAGUAUUUAUCUUAAGCACGAUGAGUUUCACAAGGCUGAGAGUCUCUAUUUUGAGAUUCCUGAAGGGAUGAGGAGCAUUGUGGCAGAUUCUGCUAUGGUGGAUGCUUAUGCUAAGGCCGGUAGAAUGAAUCGAGCGAAGGAGGUGUUUGAUAAAAUGCCUGAGAGAAAUGCGUUCUCAUGGACAAGUUUGAUCUCGGGGUACUUUGAAUUAGGGGAAGUUGAUGACGCUGUCCAGCUUUUUGGGAGAAUGCCUGAUAGAGAGAAAAAUGUGGUUACUUGGACAAGUGUGAUUGCCGGGUUUGCACGAAACGGGCUGGUUGAUGAAGCUCGAGAUGCUUUUGAUCGGAUGCCUUUGAGGAAUGCCGUGGCGUGGACCUUAAUGAUCAAAGCAUAUGUGGAGAUUGAUCGGAUUGAUGAAGCGUUUUCACUCUUUCGUGUGAUGCCGGAGCAGAAUUUGUAUGCUUGGAGUAUUAUGAUAAGUGGGCUUUUAAAUGUGAAUAGAGUUGAUGAAGCCAAAGAACUGUUUGAUUCAAUGCCUUGGAGAAAUGCUAUUUCUUGGACCACCAUGGUCACGGGUCUUGCAAGAAAUGGGAUGACUGAGUUGGCAAGGGAAUACUUCAACCAAAUGCUUAACAAGGAUGUUGCAGCAUGGAAUGCAAUGAUCACAGCCUAUGCUGAGGAAGGCCGUAUGGAGGAGGCCAGGGAACUUUUCAACAUGAUGUCUAAAAGAGACAUCAUCACUUGGAAUACAAUGAUUGGUGGUUAUUCCAAGGGCCGCCAUGAGGAAGAAGCCUUUCGCCACUUUGAUUUGAUGCUUCAAAGUGGCAUUAGGCCGAAUGAGUCGAGUGUUACCAACCUUCUGACUUCGUGUGGAGGUAUGAUGGGUGUAGUUCAAGCUCACGGGCUCAUUGCUCGCCUUGGGUUUGAGAUGUUAACUCCAGUGGCUAAUGCUUUGAUUACGAUGUAUCAUAGAAGCGGUGAUGUCAUCUCAGCUCAAAUUGCUUUCCAAAAUCUUGAUGCAAAGGAUGUUGUCACUUGGACUGCGAUCAUAGUAGCGUAUUCUAAUCAUGGGUAUGGGAUACAAGCUUUGCAGGCAUUUGCUCAGAUGCUACGAUUAGGGCACAGCCCGGAUGUGGUUACCUUUGUGGGAGUCUUGUCAGCCUGUAGCCAUGCUGGUUUUGUCAAAAAAGGUCGAAUGCUUUUUGACUCCAUGAAGAGAGGUUAUGGCUUAGAACCUACACCAGAGCACUACUCCUGCCUCGUUGACAUCCUGGGGCGAGCAGGGCUUGUUAAGGAGGCUGUGAAAGUGGUAGAGGAGAUGCCUCCUGAUAAAUGUGAUAGUGUAGUUCUUCAGUCCUUGAUUGGUGGUUGCAGGUUGCUUGGUGCUGACGGAGUGGCUGAUCAUAUUGGUGACGAACUGAUCGAGCUUGAUCCAGCCUGCUCGGGUGGAUAUGUGCUAUUGGCUAAUCUGUAUGCAGCAACUGGGAAAUGGGAUAAGUUUGCACAGUUAAGGAAGAAGAUGAAGGAAAGAGAAGUCAGUAAAGUUCCCGGUUUCAGUCAAAUAGAAGUUAAUGGCAAGACUCAUGUGUUUUUGGUGCGUGAUGGAGCUCAUCCUGAACUGAAGGAGAUUUACAAGUUUCUUGAUGAGAAACUCACCCCCGAGGUGAAAGAUUUUGGGUAUGAAAUCGCUAUUUUAUCUGCAUUCUCUACACAAUCGAACUCCUUGUAGAGCACAUUGAGGUGAAUAUUACUUUUGUUAUAUCCCUAUGAAUUUGAUCGACCAUUUGUUUGCUUUAAUUAUAGAUUAGGUAAUG
Messenger RNA from Salvia splendens (bonfire salvia), 1996 nucleotides. Its product is annotated as pentatricopeptide repeat-containing protein At4g02750. Gene Ontology annotation, molecular function: protein binding; RNA binding. The record is from RefSeq and is a predicted model, not a curated record. NCBI's taxonomy places the organism in Eukaryota, Viridiplantae, Streptophyta, Magnoliopsida, Lamiales, Lamiaceae. The coding region runs from base 145 to 1911 and encodes 588 amino acids. The transcript has a single exon. Gene Ontology annotation, biological process: RNA modification.